Talaromyces atroroseus is the source of this 1524-nucleotide messenger RNA. RefSeq lists its product as hypothetical. Gene Ontology annotation, biological process: transmembrane transport. Gene Ontology annotation, molecular function: transmembrane transporter activity. Bases 1 to 1524 code for a protein of 507 amino acids. The record is from RefSeq and is a predicted model, not a curated record. Lineage: Eukaryota; Fungi; Ascomycota; Eurotiomycetes; Eurotiales; Trichocomaceae. The transcript is spliced from 5 exons. Gene Ontology annotation, cellular component: membrane.
AUGGAGCCCAUCAAGCCAUCUACCACGAGUAAAGACGCCGAGGUUGAGGGUUCCGUAGCAGAUGUGACAUCCACAGAGUACGAGUACUAUUGCUGGCUGAGCGGAACCUUCUCGGACGAACGUCUAAACAAGCUUGUACGCAAGAUUGACUACCAUGUUUUGCCUCAGCUGGUUAUUGUAUACCUCUUGGCAUAUAUCGAUCGAUCAAACUCAGGAAAUGCAAAGCUGUUUGGUGCUCUCCAAGACUUACAUAUGUCUAGUCAACAAUGGAAUACGGCACUUUCAGUAUUCUUUGUUACUUACGCAUUUGGUGGAGUUCCUUCUAACAUCAUGCUCAAUCGCGUCGGUCCACGGUUCUGGCUGCCAACACUUUUGAUUGGAUGCGGAAUAAUCAUUGUUUGCGGGGGACUCCAAAGCAGUUACGGCGGCUGGACGGCGUUUCGGGUUCUUCUUGGCCUUAUCGAAGCAGGUAUUUUUCCUGGCUGCUCAUUCAUUCUAACAUCUUGGUACUCUCCAAAGGAGCUUCACACAAGAAUGACGGUGUUUUACUCUGCGGCUUCGAUUGCUGGCGCGUUUUCCGGUCUUCUUGCAUAUGGCCUUGGCUACUUGGAUGGCACCUGGGGCUACCGAGGUUGGCGUUGGAUAUAUGUUAUUGAAGGCCUGCUUGCUGUCGUUGUCGGUCUCGCAUCUUUUUUCUGGAUUUCUCCAGAUCCUGCGCGAGUCAAGGGGUGGUUGACAGAAGAAGAGAAGGAAUUUCUCUUGUUGAGGCACAAAUACUCUGCAGGAGGUGAGACUGGAGUCAAAGAGAAAGAAGAGUUUUCCUGGGAAGAUGUGAAAAAGGCAUUCCGGUCCGUCCACACCUAUGCUGUGGCAUUAAUUGAAUUUACAGUCGCCACCGUUGUUUAUGGAAUCAGCUUUGUGCUUCCAACCAUCGUCGAGAACUUGGGUUACUCUAAUGUCAAGGCACAAGCCAUGACUGCACCUCCUUAUGUAUUUGCAUGUCUGGUCACAAUUUUCUCUGGCUGGGCGGCUGAUCGGUAUCGGCAACGAACACUUUCUAUCAUUUUACCAAACGCUAUGGCUGUUAUUGGGUUUGUCAUCAUAAUUGCUAGUGUCCGAUACCCACACGUUCCGGGUGUGACCUAUUUUGGCAUUCUUCUAAUGGCUGGUGGUCUAUACCCGAUCUCGCCAGCCGUGAUGGCCUGGGUAGCGCUGAAUAUGGCGGGCCACACAAAGCGUGCUGCUGGUAUAGGUCUGAUGAUCUCUAUCUCUCAACUAGGCGGAAUAUUGGGAUCGAAUAUUUUCCUAUCGAACGAAGCCCCUACUUACCCAAUUGGGUUUGGCCUUUGCCUUGCAAUGUUGGCAGCUUUUGGGGUUAUUUGGCCGGCUAUCUAUUAUUUCAUUCUUAAGAAUAUUAACAACAAACGGGCGGCUAUGCCCGCGGAAGACAUCCUAGCGAAGUAUACAUCUGAAGAGCUGACGGAAAUGGGUGAUGAAAGUCCACUUUUCAGAUACUCGCUAUAA